AUGGAAGGUAAAGCUGAUACAGAGUUUGAUCAAAUAAACGAAUUAUACGAUGAAUGUUUGAAUUAUUUGAAAACAGUCAAAUUUGAUUAUGAUGAAAAUAAGUCAUUAUUAAGUAAAGAAGAUAUCGAUCCUGAUUACGAAACUAUACAAGAUGUUAAGAAAAAAAUUGGAAAUGAUUUACAUGUUAUGGCAGAUUCUAAAAGAGCAAGUGAUACACCUGACCACCAUGAUAUAGACUUUAAAGUUGAAAAUGAGCUAAUUUCAAAUGAAAGCUUAAAUUCUGUGAGAUCUGAGAGACUAAGGCGUCUCUCGCAGCAAUUACCAAAAAUUAUAAUUACGCAGAGCAACACAAGCAUUGAUAUGGAAAAAGAGAAAACAAAUAUUGUAGAAAAUCAUAUUCAACAGAGGGAAUGUGCUAUACAAAGACAUGGACAUAAACGAAUAGAACCGCCACUCCGUUAUAGAGCUUUUUCAGAAAACCCGAAGCGUUUAGUUUCUAAGAGCGGUGUAGAAAAUGUGGCGCUCAUUUCAAAUGUACCUUUUGAAAAGAUUCGCUUACUCAAUGACACUUUUCAUACAUUGAUAAAUCUUCGUUGGCGGUGGAUAGUAAUAGGUACAGUGGUAGUUCACUUUGCAAUUUGGUUAGUGUUCGCUGUUUUCUGGUACAUCAGUGCUCUAGCGCACUAUGACUUUGAGCCUGAGCCACCUCAACGCGCAUGCGUCACUGGCGGCAAAGACUUUGUCACUAUAUUCUUAGCUUCAGUAGAAGCUCAGACAACGAUUGGGUUCGGAGAUCGAGCAAUAGACGAGGAGUGUCCUGAGUCUAUAUUUUUAUUCAUCAUGCAGUUAAUACUGGGCACCGGUCUAUCAGGAGUAUUGACGUGUGUGGUGUAUGCGAAGUUGACUCGACCUGAAAAAAUGUCUCGAUAUGGCGUUGGCUUCAGUAAGAAAGCCGUAAUCUGCAUGCGAGAUGGGAAGUUGUGUCUUAUGAUCCGAGCGUGGGACCUCAACUAUGACCAUAUCAUAAGCUCUGAAUUUACGGCACAUUUCAUAAAUACUCACAGAACAAAAGAAGGUGAAGUAAUACGUUACUACGCACAAUCGCUUCCACUACAGCAACGACAGUUUUUACUAUGGCCGGUCACGUUAGUUCAUGAAAUAAACGCAGCAAGCCCGUUUUAUAGACUCACACCAAAAACCAUUGGUGAAUGUAGUUAUGAAGUAACCAUAAGCUUGAAGGGUGCGUCGGCAUCGAUGGGCACGUUCACGCAGAGUCAAACGUCAUAUUUGCCAAAAGAAGUCGUUUGGGGCCAUCGAUUUCCACCAGUCGUUAAAUAUGACACUCAUAAACAAAAGUAUGUAAUCGACCAUUCAAAGUUAGACACCAUCGAGCCCGUUCACACACCAUUUUGUAGCGCUUAUGAACUCUACAGCACUUCAAGUACUCCGAUAGAGAAGUUCGCUCCUCCGGGCAGCCCUGGUAGCUUCAGUGACAAAGUGUCAAAGUUCCAGAUCGGUAGAACAUCGUCCUUUAGAAGAAAAGAAAGGAAGAAU
Messenger RNA from Brenthis ino (lesser marbled fritillary), 1554 nucleotides. NCBI's taxonomy places the organism in Eukaryota, Metazoa, Arthropoda, Insecta, Lepidoptera, Nymphalidae. The record is from the annotation of a GenBank genome assembly.